Molecule: messenger RNA, 549 nt
Organism: Fraxinus pennsylvanica
Lineage: Eukaryota; Viridiplantae; Streptophyta; Magnoliopsida; Lamiales; Oleaceae
Source: the annotation of a GenBank genome assembly
AUGGAUGCUGCUUUCCGGAUAUUUCACGAGAUGCCAAGACGUGGGUACAGUCCGGAUUCGUAUACUUACGGAACUCUGAUUAAUGGAUUGUGUAGAGCAGGGAGAAUUUGGGAAGCAAUAGAACUUUUGGUAGAGAUGGAGGCAAUUGACUGUUCGCCCACUCUUGUUACCUAUUCUUUGUUGAUACACGGGCUUUGCCAGUCGAAUUAUUUGGAAGCAGCAAUCGACUUGCUAAAAAAGAUAAGGAGCAAAGGAAUUGAGCCCAAUGUAUAUACUUAUAGUUCCAUUAUGAAUGGUCUCUGCAAAAAUGGAGAUGGUAACCAUAACGGUGCUGUUGAGGUUCUUGAUAGAAUGAAGGUGCAGGGAUUGAAACCUGAUGCCAGAAUAGUUCAAGGACUCUGUGCUGAGGAUAACCUGAAUUGUGCUUUUCAGUUAGACACGAGCGUACGAAGCAGAAGAAUAUCAGUUGAGUCCAAUACCUUUGAAUCACUCGUUCAUUGCGCUUGCAAGAAAGGAGACAGACCUUCACCAAGUUGCUCAUAUUAUUGA